AUGACCACAUCCCAAGACCUCGAAGCCCCCAACCUCUUCAAAGUCGCCGGCUACGUCGCCGUCGUGACAGGCGGCGGAAGCGGGAUCGGCCUCAUGGCCGCACAGACACUAGCAGCGAACGGAGCACGGGUAUACAUCAUCGGACGAAGAGAAGAGGCUCUCCAAACUGUUGCAGAGAAGUAUUCGUCGAAAGGGGAGAUUAUACCUCUCCCCGGAGACAUCUCCCAUACAGACGGUAUACAAGGCCUAGCAGCAUCACUCGCCAACCUCGAAGAUAAAGGGAUAAACAUCUUAAUCAACAACGCGGGUGUCUCCCCGGAGCCAACUGCAAAAGCCAAAUUAUCAACACUAGACUUUACAGACUCAGACGCAGUCUCAAGAUGGAUGACCAACGAUGGGCCUGAGGCCUGGCGGAUCGCAUACGCGGGAAACGUCGCCGCGCACCAGUUCCUUACGGCCGCAUUGUUGCCUUUACUCGAUAAAGGGGCGAAAGCGGCGCCGGGACAUACAAGUGUCGUGGUGAAUGUGGCGAGUGUGGCUGGGUUGACUAAAACGCAUUCACAGGGUCAGUUUGCGUAUUCGUCGAGUAAGGCUGCGUUGUUGCAUUUGACGAGGGAGUGGGCGCAUGCGUUUAUGGGUUUGAGCAUUCGGGUGAAUUGUAUUGCGCCGGGAUUGUUUCCGUCGGAGAUGAGUACGGGCUGGUCGGAUGAGAAUCAGAAGUCGUGGUUGGGGGAUGCGGGGAAGAAGUUUCCUGCUGGGCGUGUAGGACGAGAAUCGGAUAUUGGCAGCGUUGUGCUGUAUCUCUGCAGUCGCGCUGGAACUUAUGUCAAUGGUCAGGUAAUUCAUGUCGAUGGAGGGCUGCUUUUGAAAUCCCCUGCCACCAUGUAGUCGUGGCUCCUACUUGGAUAUCGUUGUUGCUAUUUAUGAGCUUGCAGGUAGCCAGGAUGAGAGAUUCUGCAGCUAGAAAAUCUUGCGAACGUAUUUUAUUUUCAUGAAUGGUAUCAACACGGCCAGAAAUACGGACAUACAAUUACCAGGCAAGCGCGCCCUCCUGUAUGCUCCUUCCAAUAUCCCAGUAGCCCUCUCUAAGGGUCCGAGGAUCUCAAACUUGCCAGAGGUAAAAGGAAAACAUCUAUCAGAUCACAGGAAAUAAUCGGGGGUACGUCUCGAGACCAUGGGUUCUCCAGCCCGU
Aspergillus wentii DTO 134E9 is the source of this 1192-nucleotide messenger RNA. Its product is annotated as SDR family NAD(P)-dependent oxidoreductase. Bases 1 to 888 code for a protein of 295 amino acids. NCBI's taxonomy places the organism in Eukaryota, Fungi, Ascomycota, Eurotiomycetes, Eurotiales, Aspergillaceae. The transcript has 4 exons. Gene Ontology annotation, molecular function: oxidoreductase activity. The record is from RefSeq and is a predicted model, not a curated record.